This is a messenger RNA of Pseudophryne corroboree (corroboree frog), 5004 nucleotides long. It is a transcript of the gene SLC26A5, whose product is annotated as solute carrier family 26 member 5. Gene Ontology annotation, molecular function: secondary active sulfate transmembrane transporter activity; chloride transmembrane transporter activity; bicarbonate transmembrane transporter activity. The coding region runs from base 183 to 2447 and encodes 754 amino acids. The transcript is spliced from 19 exons. The record is from RefSeq and is a predicted model, not a curated record. Gene Ontology annotation, biological process: transmembrane transport. Gene Ontology annotation, cellular component: plasma membrane. Lineage: Eukaryota; Metazoa; Chordata; Amphibia; Anura; Myobatrachidae.
UACUGCUUUCCUAUCACAUUUCAAGGAGCUGAUAGUUACCCAAGUCAGAAGUGGACUGCUGGUGCUGCUGUUAAAUUGUAACUACAGUGAAGAGCUAACAGCUACUGUGCAGUCAAUUAAAGGGAAAGGAGACCUCAUCGAGUAUAAAGUGACAUUCACUUAACCAAGUCCUGAAAUGUGCUAUGGAACUAGCUUCAGGGGAAGAUGAAUGCCUUUGCCAGAGACAAAAGUACUGUGUGGAGCGGCCAAUAUAUACCCAGGAAUAUCUGCAAGAACAUCUCCAUCUGAGGAAGAGAGAGGCUACCUCCAUUCUCCAUAAAGUAGCACAGUCCUGCCGGUGUACUGCUAAAAAGGCAAAGUCUCAGCUGUAUAGCUUUCUCCCAAUUCUGAAAUGGCUGCCACGUUACCCAGUGAAGGAGUAUCUCCUAGGAGACAUCAUUUCAGGACUGAGCACAGGAGUAAUGCAGCUGCCUCAAGGUUUAGCCUAUGCCUUGCUGGCAGCUGUCCCGCCAGUAUUUGGAUUGUAUUCAUCAUUUUAUCCAGUGUUCCUGUACACUUUCUUUGGUACAUCAAGACACAUCUCAAUAGGUACAUUUGCAGUCAUCAGCCUAAUGAUUGGGGGGGUUGCUGUAAGAAUAGCCCCAGAUGAAAUGUUUGAUAUAGUGGAAAGCAAUGUUACUAAUAGCACAGAGCUCCUACAGAAGUAUGAAGCAAGAGAUGCAAUGAGAGUGAAAGUGGCUGUUGCAAUCACUUUGCUUUCAGGUCUCAUUCAGUUGUGCCUAGGCAUACUUCGAUUUGGCUUCGUAGCCAUUUACCUGACUGAACCUUUGGUGCGCGGGUUCACUACAGCAGCAGCAGUACAUGUCUUUACAUCUCAACUGAAGUACCUCUUUGGAAUUAAAACGAAGAGAUACAGCGGACUUCUGGCAGUUAUAUAUAGUUUAGUUGCUGUCCUUUCCAGUAUAACAUUAACCAAUGUUGCCACCCUGAUUACUGGAGUGAUAUGUAUUGUAUUACUGCUGGGUGCCAAAGAGAUUAAUGACCGGUUUAAAAAAAAAUUGCCAGUUCCAAUUCCAAUGGAGAUAAUUGUUGUAAUUAUCUCAACUGGAAUUUCAGCUGGACUAAAUCUUCAACAGACGUAUGAUGUAGAUGUGGUUGGAAAUAUCCCAACAGGGUUCCGCUCCCCAGAUCUCCCUGACAUUAGUCUCUUCUCUGCAGUGUUUGUGGAUGCAGUGGCAAUAGCAGUUGUAGGAUUUUCCAUGACAAUUUCAAUGGCCAAAAUAUUUGCUCUUAAACAUGGAUAUGUAGUCAGUGGUAAUCAGGAACUUAUUGCUCUGGGGCUGUGUAAUUCUAUUGGCUCUUUCUUUCAAACAUUUGCUGUGACCUGCUCAAUGUCUCGUAGCCUGGUCCAGGAGAGCACAGGAGGGAAUACACAGAUUGCAGGCCUGCUGUCCUCAUUUAUGGUGCUGUUGGUAAUAUUGGUCAUUGGAUACCUCUUUCAACCAUUGCCGCAGACUGUACUAGCAGCCAUUGUGAUGGUGAACCUAAAAGGAAUGUUCAAGCAGUUUGCAGAUAUUCCACAUUUAUGGAGGACGAGCCGACUAGAACUGGCCAUGUGGGUGGUAUCAUUCUUGGCCUCUGUUUCAUUGGGUCUAGACUACGGUUUGCUUGUCGCAGUGGCAUUUGCCAUCAUUACUGUAAUAUACCGCACACAAAGUCCACAGUACAGAAUCCUUGGACAAGUACCAAAUACGGACAUAUAUUGUGAUGUAGAAGAAUACGAGGAGAUAAAAGAAUUUCCUGGAAUAAAGAUAUUUCAAGCUAACACGUCCCUGUACUUUGCCAACAGUGAUCUCUAUGUUUCUGCACUGAGAAAAAAGACCGGCAUUGAUCCAGGAGCUAUAUUAAUUGCAAAGAAAAAAGCCCAGAAGAGACAUGCCAAGGAAAUGAAGAAAACAAAUAAAUGUGAAAGAAGAGCAGUUCUGAAGCUUACUAACGAUGUAGAAAUGGCUGUGAAACAUGAACUGAUGAAUGAUGACCUAACCACAGACUUGUCAGGAAAUGUGAAAAAUGGAUCAGCUGAUAGAAAUGUGCAGAAUUCACCUUCUGAAGAGCUGGAGUACUUCAUGUCUCCAGUCAACAACAUUCACUCAAUUAUUGUGGACUUCACACCAGUCAACUUCAUAGACUCUGUGGGAGCCAAAGCACUAAAAUCUUUAAUCAAGGAAUACAAAGAAAUCGGUGUUGACAUCUUUUUAUCCAGCUGUAAUGGACUGGUUAUACAAGAUUUGACCAAGUUGAAUUUCUUUGAUACGUCCAUACGAAGGGAUAUGAUAUUUCACAGUAUUCACGACGCUGUCAUCCACUGCAAGUUUAGAUCAUCCUCUUUGGCUCUCGCAUCUUCAGAAGAGCAAGUUCUCAGCUCCGACACACAAAGCCAGAUCUGAUAUCUCCUUCCACAGAGAAAGACAAUGCAAUAAGAUUUUAAAAUGUUGCCUCAGAGUAUAAUACAUUUCUGAAAUCACAGGUACCUCCCUGUUUGAUAAGGUACUAUGUGCCGCUUUGGUUUGAUGAGAUUGUUGAUUGCUGGUUAUACACAUCAGCCCAUGAGACAUCAUUUAUAUACACAAUAUUACUGUGUAAAUUAUGCGAGCUAUGUGUAGAGGAUAAAUUAUUUAAUUGUAAAUGCUUAUACAUUCAUUAGGAGUGUAAAAAUCUUGGGUCUUCUAAUGGUACAGAGAUUCUUUUAAAUACGCAUGCCCCUAUUUUUAUGAUCCCAUACUGUGCUGCUGCUGGUACGAGAUGGGGAAUUAAGGGCUAUUGGGAGAGAAAAGAGAAUUGUUCAGAGUUUAUUAUGUCUGAUUUGUGUGAAUGGAUAGGAUUCAUUUAUAUAUCCACAGUAGCUGCGUUUACAGGCAGUGCUCAGCGGCCCUAAUGAGCGCUAGUUCUUGUUUGAUGACAUUAGGUAUUUUCUUCUCUGUUAUCUAAAUAUCUUCCCAUUGUACCUUACUGAAUGUUUUCUACUUUGAUGGAACUUGGCAAUAGGGCAACUCUACUUUACAUCAGUUUAAAAAGAAAAAAGAAAAUCAUGUGGAGAGCCUUCAAUUCAUGCAGUUUAUUGAUCUAGAUUCCUUAAAUUACAAUGUUAUUUAAGUGUGAUCCCUUGGUUAACCAAAUAGAUAAGAUGGGUAUAAGUCUAUACAUUUUUUUUAUCUUGAAUGCUAGCAGUGUUUUGAGUAGCCACCAAAGUUAUUAUUUUUAAAUUGCUUUCUUUUCAGUGUGCUUUACUUUUGUUAUAUUUAUCAGUGGGUUCCAUAUGUUUGGUCUUUGAUCAUAUUGAUUUCCCCUUUCUGUCACUGUGGGUCAGAUGUAUUAAGCCUGGAGAAGGGAUAAAGAAGUGAGAAGUGCAAGGUGAUAACGCAUCAGCUAGUCAGCACCUGUCAUUUUUCAAAUCCGGAAUGAUUGGCUGGUGUAUUAUCACCCUGCGCUUAUCACUGCUUUAUUGUUUCUUGCUUAUUGUUCUCAAAGGGCACCUGUCCAUUGAGCAGUGUUGGAAGGUGAACUGCAAUUCAUGCUGCAUUAUUCAUGUACUCAGGUGUAAAAAGAAGCUACUAUAUAGUAUAGUAUAUACAAAGUACUUCAGUAAGGUAAUUCAUACAGUCAGAUAACAUAAUUUAUGAAGUCUAUUUAAGGCAUUGUAAUGCCAUUACAUUUCUUUUACAUGAAAUACAAGUUACUUUCUGCAUUUGAGAAGCAAUAGGUAAUUCGUCUAGAUCUCCUGUUCUGUGACACUUUCUUUAGUGGUGUGCUCUGGGGUAAUUCUCUAACAUAUGGCCUCAUUCCGAGUUGGUCAUUAACAAAAGUUGCAGCUUGUUUGGCCACAGCUUGCUCUUAUUUUUUGUUUGCAUUUUUUGUUUUUUUUGAAGGCAGGUAGCACUUAAUGAUUCUCUAGAACAAGGGGGCUGGAUCAGGGAUUGGAGAGGGGAGUGUAGAUGAAGCCAAAGGACAUUAAGGGCAUGAUGAGGAGAAUUGCGGCCAUAAUGGCCACCGGAAAAGCGCACAUGUGCCUAUUUAGAUGGACACGACUUGCUGGAACUCAAAGCCUGGUGAAAGUUGCAAGCUGAGGUUGAUGCCAGUUGUACGCUGCAUUCAAUUAGUCCACUGUGUCUAAAGCUGGCCAUGCAUAAGAACAGUAUCAUUCCAACCAGCCACAGGUUGACUGGUUGGAAUGAUAAUCUGGCAGUGUGUGGGAGCAAAUGAUUAUCCACAGUUUGCUCCCACACUCAACAAUGGUUGGUCUAACUAGUUUUUCCAACUAAUCUAGUGCGGGGGAACUUUUCCCACAACUGAAUGAUAAGUAAACGGACACUGGCCAGCAGUGUCUGCCGCCUUCUUCAUCAUCAUCAUCAUCAUCAUCAUAUUGAUACUGGCAAUGCUGCCAGUCAGCCCGGGAUCCCUGUCAGCGGCUGAGCGAGAGGAGGAUCAGUGCUGUUGCACGUCAGUCUCUCUCCAGGGGUGUAUGCCUCAGUCCUCAUGGUUUGUAUUAUUAUACCAGACACCUCCCACACACCCGUCAUGAUCACCAACCCGCAGCAGUACCUUCCGUCUCCCACGCCCAUGCACCUUCAAAUCAGAGACUUGGAUGGCAAACAUAGGAGGGCAUGUGUUAUCCAUAGCUAAAAAAUGCUACAAGCAUUAUAUAUAUAUAUAUAUAUAUAUAUGGGAUGCGGUUACAUUGCCGGCAGUCGAGAUCCCGACCACUGACAAUGCUGCCAGCCGGCUAACAGGGGCUAUUCCCAUUCAUGGGUGUACACUACACCCAUAGUUUGGGAAUAGAACCUGUGGCAAGUGCAGUGAGCCCGCGAGGGGCUCCAUUGCGCUCGCCCCCUGCCGCGAUACCAUACCCAACGCAUAUUGGACCAACUGUUGUUGAGUGUGGGAGCAAACGGUUGAUAAUUAUAUAUAUAUAUAUAUAUAUAUAUAUAUAUAUGAAAUUAACCUAGU